AUGCCUGACUUCAGAGGUAGCGGAUUUCGCGUGAGGGGCGACACGGAGCAGGCGGUGCAAAAGCUGUCUGCCGCGUUCGCGAGGGCCUGGAUCACCAGACGCUGCUGGGCGUCACGGCAGCGGCAAGACCUUCACAUGGCGACAUCGGCAGGCGGUACCCAUGAGCCCACCAUCGUCAUCGCGCACAAUAAGACCGCUGGCGGCCAGCUGGCCCAGGAGUAA
Geodia barretti is the source of this 222-nucleotide messenger RNA. NCBI's taxonomy places the organism in Eukaryota, Metazoa, Porifera, Demospongiae, Tetractinellida, Geodiidae. The record is from the annotation of a GenBank genome assembly.